Molecule: messenger RNA, 1462 nt
Organism: Mus caroli (Ryukyu mouse)
Lineage: Eukaryota; Metazoa; Chordata; Mammalia; Rodentia; Muridae
Gene: Plpp5
Product: phospholipid phosphatase 5
Biological process (GO): phospholipid dephosphorylation; phospholipid metabolic process
Cellular component (GO): membrane
Molecular function (GO): phosphatidate phosphatase activity
Source: RefSeq, a predicted model, not a curated record
GGGCCACGUCAGCGUCUGAUCCGCGCGUACGGCGGGAUGGGGACGGCGGCCCUGGGCGCCGAGCUGGGCGUGCGGGUCCUGCUCUUUGUGGCCUUCCUGGUGACCGAGCUGCUCCCUCCCUUCCAGCGGCGGAUCCAGCCCGAGGAGCUGUGGCUCUACAGGAACCCGUACGUGGAGGCGGAAUACUUCCCCACCGGCCGCAUGUUUGUCAUUGCCUUUCUCACUCCACUGUCCCUGAUCUUCCUCGCCAAGUUUCUAAGGAAAGCUGACGCUACCGACAGCAAGCAAGCCUGCCUCGCUGCCAGCCUUGCCCUAGCUCUGAAUGGUGUCUUUACCAACAUAAUCAAACUGAUAGUGGGCAGGCCACGCCCAGACUUCUUCUACCGCUGCUUCCCCGAUGGGCUGGCCCAUUCUGAUCUGACGUGCACGGGGGACAAGGAUGUGGUGAACGAGGGCCGAAAGAGCUUCCCCAGUGGACAUUCUUCCUUUGCAUUUGCUGGUCUGGCCUUUGCUUCCUUCUACCUGGCAGGGAAGUUACACUGCUUCACACCACAAGGCCGUGGGAAGUCCUGGAGGCUCUGUGCCUUUCUGUCACCUUUACUCUUUGCAGCCGUGAUUGCACUGUCCCGCACGUGUGACUACAAGCACCACUGGCAAGAUGUGCUAGUUGGCUCCGUGAUUGGAAUGACAUUUGCCUACGUCUGCUACAGGCAGUACUACCCCCCUCUGACUGACGUAGAGUGCCAUAAACCAUUUCAGGACAAGCACAAACUUCCAUCCUCACAGAAGCCCAGUGAGUUGCACCAUUUGGAAAUUUAGCUGAAUCUACCUCAGUGGAGAACAAGCAAAUCAACCCUCCUAACUGGACAGGACGCACAAACCAAGGAUUUCUGGCUUGACCUCUUCAGGGUCAAAGUGAGGACAUAGCCACACUGUACUUGCCUCCACAGAGCUGUACACUUUGCCCCACUUCCAAGGCUAGACCCUGAGGUCUCAGUGCUUGGCCUGGCACGGCUCUGUCAGGACUUCUCUCACUAGGUUAAUCCAUAGGAUUGCUAUUCUAAGACCUAGUGUCUACAUUGAUUAAAUGUCACUCCAGAAGAAACCUUUCCACAAAGGAAGCUUUUCAUGACCCCAUUUACCAAACAUAAUCCCUGUCCUUUAUAAAUAAGGGCAGUGCUAGCUAAACUCUGAUUUGGCUUACUUUUUGUGGUAACAUUCCAUUAAGCCUUAAAUAAUAAAACAUCCAAUUUUGGCCAAUUUUUUUACUUUUUACUACAUUAGGAAAGAAAAAUUAGGGAUAUUAUCUAGAAAAUAAAUGUUAUUUUCUGCCUUUGUUCAUAAUGAAAUAAAUGGCACAACUAGAGGCUAUUACCAGGACAUCAUAUGGAGGACCAACUGAUAGCUACUGCUUCUUUAUUGUUAUUAUACUUUAAAUAAAAGUCUUUACUUCUUCCUAUAA